Molecule: messenger RNA, 1988 nt
Organism: Lacerta agilis (Sand lizard)
Lineage: Eukaryota; Metazoa; Chordata; Lepidosauria; Squamata; Lacertidae
Gene: ETNK1
Product: ethanolamine kinase 1
Exons: 8
Coding region: 71-1213 (380 amino acids)
Biological process (GO): phosphatidylethanolamine biosynthetic process
Cellular component (GO): cytoplasm
Molecular function (GO): ethanolamine kinase activity
Source: RefSeq, a predicted model, not a curated record
CCUCGCCCGCCGCCGUCUCGCCCUGCUGCCGAGGCUCCCCCGCCGCCUGCGCUCGCCCGCCGCCGCCGCCAUGGCCAACUAUAUCCACGUGCCGCCGGGCUCGCCCGAGGUGCCCAAGCUGGACGUCGUCGUGAGCGAGAGGGGCCCCGCUUCGGGGGCGGGAGGCGGCGGCGGAGAUGGAGAAGGAGGAGGAGGCGGGCCCGGCUACCGCCGCGGGGCCCUCCGUCUCCUCAGCCAACUGAGGCCUGCUUGGAAGCCCGAGGAGGUGACGCUGAAGGUAUUUACAGAUGGAAUCACCAAUAAGCUUAUUGGCUGUUACGUGGGUGAGGAAAUGGAUGAUGUUGUCCUUGUUAGAAUUUAUGGAAAUAAAACAGAGCUGUUAGUUGAUCGAGAGGAAGAAGUGAAGAGCUUCCGUGUGUUGCAGGCCCACGGCUGUGCUCCACAACUUUACUGUACUUUCCGCAACGGCCUGUGCUAUGAGUUUAUAGAAGGUGAAGCACUGGAUCCGGAACAUGUUUGCAACCCAGAGAUUUUUCGGCUCAUAGCCAGACAGCUUGCUAAAAUACAUGCUAUUCAUGCUCACAAUGGAUGGAUCCCCAAGUCUAACUUGUGGUUGAAGAUGGGAAAAUACUACUCUCUCAUUCCAACAGAAUUUGCUGAUGAGGAGUUGCACAAAAGGUUUAUAGCUGAUGUACCAAGUCCUCAAAUCCUUCAAGAGGAAAUGGCGUGGAUGAAAGAGAGGCUGUCCAACCUGGGUUCCCCAGUGGUACUUUGUCACAAUGAUCUGUUGUGUAAAAAUAUAAUCUACAAUGGAAAACAAGGUGACGUUAAGUUCAUUGACUAUGAGUACUGUGGAUACAAUUACCUGGCUUAUGACAUUGGGAACCACUUCAAUGAGUUUGCAGGAGUGAGUGAGGUGGACUAUAGCCUCUAUCCAAGCCGAAAACUGCAAGAGCAGUGGCUGAGAUCUUACCUGGAAGCCUACAAGGAGUAUAAAGGAUUUGGGACAGAUGUGACUGAGAAAGAGGUUGAGGUGCUUUACGUCCAAGUCAACCAGUUUGCUCUGGCCUCUCACUUCUUCUGGGGAUUGUGGGCCCUGAUUCAAGCCAAAUACUCCACCAUCGACUUUGAUUUUCUUGGGUAUGCAAUUGUUCGCUUCAAUCAGUACUUCAAAAUGAAAAAUGAAGUCAUGACAUUAAAACUUCCUGAGUAACAACUGAGAGCUUCAGUUAUCUACAUCUGGAUCAGAUUCCUUAAAGUUUUUUUUUUUUUAAUCCGAGUACAGAUAAUGGAAAAAGCUAAACAUUUGUUAGUUUUGUAUCGUUCCUAUGGUGGUUUUUUGCUUUUCAUUGCCUCUAAACAACAAUCUCUAUUAAUGUUAAACCUAAAAUGAGGAUCUUACUGCUGUUGUAGAAGGAAUAGAAGCAUUAGAUUUAUAAAACAUAGGGAGAGCAAAUUUAAUCUUUUCUCUUGUAAUUUUUAACGUGAAAUGUGAAUUAUUUAUUAUGAAUUUAACAUUCCAUUGCUGCUUUUCAUCAGUUCUCUUCAAGGGAGGGGGUGUAGGCUCUAAUACUGUGAAGGACUUCGCACAUCUUAUGUUACAUCGACAUUAACUUACGAGCAACUUCAGUGCUCUUGCAGACUGUGUGCAAAACCUGUACAUGAACAGAAGCAGUUUGCAUUAAGUGCAAUUCAUUGGUGCUGACUUGGGUUGCUAGGAGAGGAUGGGAGAUAAUUCCCAUGCUGAUACUUCUCCAAGCUCUACCUCAGUACUGUGAAAAAAGACUGGACAUCCUUCUUACGUAACAUACAGAUGAUUUUUUUUUACAGAGGUCUACUCGCUCAUGAAGAAAAACAUGCCACCAUAUAGUUACUGUAGAUGCUUUCAUAUUGUUGAAGGCAGCUUCUAGCUUCAAAUGCAAGCUUUAAAUGACCACUGUUCCAGAGUGUCAUUGUCAUUCCCCUCCCUUAAAAAAUGAUCCCCCCCC